CCCACUGCUACUUCACCACGCCGCAGCGCCGAGCCCCGCUCCCGCUCCCGCUGGCCAGCAUGAGCCUGACGGCCGAGAGCCACCGCGUGGCCCUGAGCGACGGCAACAGCAUCCCGCUCCUCGGGCUCGGCACCUACUCCGAACCCAAGCAGACUCCCAAAGGUGCAUGUGCAGAAUCCGUGAAAAUUGCCAUUGAUGUUGGAUAUCGUCAUAUUGAUGGAGCCUUUGUUUAUAGAAAUGAGCAUGAGGUAGGACAGGCCAUCCGAGAGAAGAUAGCAGAAGGAAACAUAAAGCGUGAAGACAUCUUUUAUUGUGGCAAGUUGUGGAAUACAUAUCACCCACCUGAGCUGGUACGUCCAACUUUAGAGAAGACGUUAAAGGUUCUGCAGCUAGAUUAUGUUGAUCUCUAUAUUAUUGAGCUGCCAAUGGCUUUCAAGCCUGGAGAUGUAACCUACCCUUUAACUGCAGAUGGAAAAUUUGUGUAUCAUAAGACAGAUUUAUGUGCCACUUGGGAGGCUAUGGAAGCAUGUAAAGAUGCAGGCUUAACAAAGUCUAUUGGAGUAUCAAAUUUCAACCGCAGGCAACUAGAGAUGAUCCUGAACAAGCCUGGCCUCAAACACAAACCAGUCAGCAACCAGGUUGAAUGUCAUCCUUAUUUCUCCCAGCCCAAACUGUUAGAAUUUUGCAGACAACAUGAAAUUGUUAUUGUUGGAUAUAGUCCACUGGGAACCUCAAGAGAUGAAACAUGGGUAAACGUGUCUUCGCCUCCUUUACUGAAGGACCCUGUGCUAAAUGCCAUUGGGAAGAAAUACAACAAGACAGCAGCACAAGUUGCUUUGCGCUUCUCCGUCCAGCGAGGAGUGGUGGUCAUUCCCAAAAGCUUCCAUCCAGAGAGGAUCAAAGAGAAUUUCCAGAUCUUUGACUUCUCCCUGACUGAUGAAGACAUGAAGGAAAUUUUAGCUCUAAACAAAAAUGUCCGCUAUGUGGAGUUGCUAAUGUGGCAGGACCACCCAGAGUAUCCCUUCCAUGACGAAUACUGAGAAUAAAGCAUACCCAAAGGCAUUCUCUCAACUCAGUAGUGGGGAUUUGUUCAAACUUACCUAGUAUAAAAUGUGGAGCUUUCAUUGCAAGGGGAGACUUUUCAGAUAAUAUGAAUUAAAGCAUGAAUUGUAUUACCUCUA
Alligator sinensis (Chinese alligator) is the source of this 1181-nucleotide messenger RNA. It is a transcript of the gene AKR1D1, whose product is annotated as aldo-keto reductase family 1 member D1. The record is from RefSeq and is a predicted model, not a curated record. Gene Ontology annotation, molecular function: Delta4-3-oxosteroid 5beta-reductase activity; aldose reductase (NADPH) activity; steroid dehydrogenase activity. Gene Ontology annotation, biological process: bile acid biosynthetic process. The coding region runs from base 60 to 1040 and encodes 326 amino acids. NCBI's taxonomy places the organism in Eukaryota, Metazoa, Chordata, Crocodylia, Alligatoridae. Gene Ontology annotation, cellular component: cytosol. The transcript is spliced from 9 exons.